Messenger RNA from Klebsormidium nitens, 1306 nucleotides. The record is from the annotation of a GenBank genome assembly. Lineage: Eukaryota; Viridiplantae; Streptophyta; Klebsormidiophyceae; Klebsormidiales; Klebsormidiaceae.
CUUUGAAGUUCUGCCACUUCAUGCUCCAGCCUCAGGUUUCUGAGGCCCCUCAUUUGCAAAUCAGACUCCAGAGUCCUUGGGUUCACAUUGCGUUCGUGUGACUUCAAGAACAUCAAAACACAGCGGCAACCUGCAGAAGAUUGUGGGAGAGCGCGCUGCAAAAAUUCGGCAAAGGAGCAGCUUUAGCCUUAGGUAGCUUUUAGAAAAGUGGAUUUGAGCUGUCACUAGGCUGUUGACAGAAGAGAAGCUUACGUUGCAGCCCUGGCUACAGCCUUCAACUCCAAGAAACUUGGUAGCGGGGCUAUGCAAGUAUGGACGACCUUAAGUUGAACGUGAAUAUCAACAUAGCAGAACCUGAUCAAUCAGCAAGGAGCGGGGCUGGACAUAACCCACCCGAGCAAGCGGAUGAUGGUACGAUCAGAGAGGACGGUGACGCUGAGAUGGGUGAUGUCAGAGAUGAGAAAGCGGCAAAUGAUGAAGUUGGAGAGGAUUCAAGGGACGAGAAGUACGAUGACAUGGAGGAAAUCGAAACGUUAAAACAGAAAGGUAUGGGGAGCAAAGAUGGUGAAGUGGUGAACAAUGAAACAGGGGCUCUUGAGGCGGAACCAGACUUUGAAGAGAAGGAGAAAGACUGGGACGCUGAAGAUGAAGAAGUAGACGCUUAUGCACAUGAUGAGGAAAUUGAGGCAGACAAUGUAGAAGAGGAGUGCAAUGAAGAACGAGAAGCCAGCGACGGAGUCACUGAGGCCCAGACAGGAGCUCAAGAAGGCGAUGAGACGACGGGUGAGAGGGAACAGGAUGGGAACGCUGCUGGGACAGGGAAAGGUCAAGCGGAGGCUGCACAGAAGGCUGAGAUCAUGUUGCCGCUGGCACGAAUAAAGAGGAUCGUAAAGUUGGACCCCGACAUUAAGCAGGUCUCCUCUGAUGCCUUGAAGACGAUUGCACUUGCGACGGAGCUGUUCUUGGGUUCGCUUGCGGAGUCAACAGCGCAUGUGACGCGCGCUGGCAAGCGGUCGAUGGUCAAAGUCGAGGACUUGCUGCAAACCAUCAAAAGCCGGCGGCGAUACAAGGAGUGUAUGGGCACCGACUUAGAGUACUUGAGACCCGUCGAUGCAAAUCAGGCUGCACGGCAGGAAGCAAGGCAAGCGAAGGCGAAAGAGAAGGCGGCCCGCGAGCUGCCUCCGGGAGUCAAGCCAAUCACGAACUUCUUCAAAAAGUGAAAAGCCAGUGGCUAAUCAGUCGGACGUGUUGUUGGUAAACAAUUCCUGCAGUGAAAGGCGUGCAUAGCAAUGGCGGAUUGUCGGCG